AUGUCUAGUCCGGCUAAAAAGCGCAAGAUAAAUGGCAGCUCAUCGUCACCACCGGUGCGCAGCAUUAAAUCGUUCUUCCAGGGACAAGCCGCCAGCCAGCCCAGUAAUAAAGAGCCCGACGUCACCGAACAGACUCUCUCGGAUGAAGCUCUGGCGCGUAAGCUCCAAACCGAAUGGAACAAGCAAGAAGACGCUACUUCAGUCGAUCAAAACUUAUCAACAGAAUCAAAUAUCAAUACCGCUCAAUCAUUUCAAUCACUUCCCAUCCCGUCUAAUGCCCCGGUGGCUCCAGUGACAUCAGAAAAGAACACACUCUCACUUCAAUCGGCGACUGGGGCAGACGAUACAAUAUCCCUUGCCAUUCCCUUGGACCAAAGCCCUCAAACCUUCGAUGCAAGUCGAUGGGCGGCGGAAUUGGCGUCACACUGGGCCGCCCAAGGCGGAGAUGCUUCCUACGCCCUGUUGACCAGAGCAUUCGUCCUGGCAAAUGCAACUACGAGCCGAAUCAAGAUUGUUGAUACGCUGGUCAACUUACUCCGCAUAUUGAUCGAAGGAGACCCUUCAAGUGUCCUGCCUGCAGUGUGGCUAGCAACAAAUUCCAUUUCGCCACCUUACGAUGAGGUAGAAUUAGGUCUUGGGGGAUCUUCAAUUUCAAAGGCACUAAAGAAGAUAUAUGGCCUCGACAAUGCGGGGCUCAAGACGCUCUACAACAAACACGGUGAUGCAGGAGACGUUGCAUUCGAGGCCAAAAAGCGCCAGUCUUUCACUUUAGUCAAGCCUAAACCUCUCAAGAUCAAAGGUGUUUACCAGUCACUGACGAAGAUUGCCACGAGCAAAGGAACCGGUAGCCAGGAGACUAAGCAGAGGAUUGUCGAGAAACUUUUGCAAGAUACACGGGGCGCAGAAGAGAGUCGAUAUAUUGUGCGGACAUUGGUUCAAAAUCUCCGAAUCGGCGCAGUGAAAACAACGAUGCUCAUUGCUCUUGCCCGAGCCGUUCUUUAUUCCAAGCCGGUGGGGGCGUGCUUUGAAAUCCGGCCUCAGCACGAGUUGGCCCGGCUGAAGAAGGAUGAGCUAAGUGAAAUGUACAACAAUGCGGAAGAAAUAGUCAAGGCUUCUUACGCCCGACAUCCAGACUACAGCGACUUAGUCCCUUGUCUCCUGGAGAUUGGGCCGACAGACGAGCUGUUGGUCAGGUGCGGCCUGUCCAUGCACAUACCAUUAAGGCCGAUGCUGGGUAGUAUCACACGCGAUCUGUCUGAUAUGUUGACCAAGCUCCAAGGGAGGACUUUCAGCUGCGAGUACAAGUAUGACGGGCAGCGAGCACAGGUUCACUGCGAUGAGCAAGGGAAGGUAUCCAUCUUCUCGCGCCACCUUGAGACGAUGACGGAGAAAUAUCCUGAUCUUGUAUCUCUCGUCCCUCAGAUCCGAGGGGAAGGAGUGUCCAGCUUCAUUUUGGAAGGCGAGGUUGUUGCUGUGGACCGCGAAAAUGGGGACCUACAGCCAUUCCAGACAUUGACCAACCGCGCAAAAAAGAACGUAGAGAUAGGGGAGAUCAAAGUCAACGUUUGUCUGUUCUCCUUUGACCUGAUGUAUCUCAAUGGCGAACCGUUGCUGGACCGCCCUUUCCGGGAACGCCGUGAACUACUCCGCAGUCUCUUCGUGGAAAUUCCCAGGCAUUUUACCUGGGUGAAGAGCAUUGAUGCGCGGUCAGCCGAUUCCGAGACUGUGCUUGAAUUUUUCAAGUCUGCCACCGAUGUCAAAUGUGAGGGUAUCAUGGUCAAGGUGCUGGACAACGAGUCCAAGGAUGAUAUUCAACAACCCACCAACGACCUCGGCGAAAGGGGUGAACAGCUUUCCCAAGCAAUAACCAGCAAACCCAACACUAAAACAAAAGAAAAAGGCACCAGGCGCAAGGCGCUUCUAUCAACCUACGAGCCCGACAAGCGUCUUGAAUCCUGGCUGAAAGUGAAAAAGGAUUACAGCACCUCCUCGGAAACUCUUGACCUGAUUCCCGUGGCGGGCUGGCAUGGCAACGGUCGCAAAGCCAAAUGGUGGUCACCCAUCCUUCUGGCAGUGCGAAAUCCCGAGACAGGAAGCCUCGAAGCUGUCACCAAAUGCAUGUCCGGGUUCACGGACAAAUUCUAUCAGAGCAACAAAGACCAGUACGCGGAAGGUAGCACGAACGUGAUCUCUCGGCCCAGCUACGUGGAAUAUAAUGGGUCCCCGGACGUUUGGUUUGAACCGCGGGAGGUAUGGGAAAUGGCCUUUGCAGACAUUACACUCAGUCCGACGUAUCCUGCUGCCAUAGGGCUGGUGAGUGAGGAACGCGGGCUGAGUCUGCGCUUCCCGCGUUUCCUGAAAGUCCGCGAGGAUAAAUCGAUAGACGAGGCCACCACGUCUGAUUACCUGGCGCUACUAUGGCGAAAACAGGCGGAACGCGCUGUCGAUAGUAAGGAGCAAAAUGAGGAUCACGAUCAAGAUGACCUAGAAUAA
This is a messenger RNA of Penicillium salamii, 2493 nucleotides long. Lineage: Eukaryota; Fungi; Ascomycota; Eurotiomycetes; Eurotiales; Aspergillaceae. The record is from the annotation of a GenBank genome assembly.